Molecule: messenger RNA, 1074 nt
Organism: Rhizoctonia solani
Lineage: Eukaryota; Fungi; Basidiomycota; Agaricomycetes; Cantharellales; Ceratobasidiaceae
Product: peptidyl-Lys metalloendopeptidase
Exons: 7
Coding region: 1-1074 (357 amino acids)
Molecular function (GO): metalloendopeptidase activity
Source: RefSeq, a predicted model, not a curated record
AUGAACGCCAUCAACAUUGGCCUAUUGUUUUCUUUAUUUGCAUUCCAAGUUUCUGCUGCACCUGGCCUCGCUCUUGACAUUGCAGCCCCUUCUUCUGCGGUCGACGUCGACAGUUUGAUCGUAAAAGCGUCACUUAAGAACACUGGAGAUGUCACUCUGAAGCUCUUGAACGACCCUCGCUCAGUACUGUCCAAGGCCAAUACCAACACCUUUAGCAUAUCAUCAGCGUCCGGAACGCCCAAGUUUACAGGCUUGAGGGUCAAAUACGUUCCAUCCCAAGCCGCAAAAUCAAGCAACAGCUCUGCUUUUACGACUCUGGCACCCGGCCAGACUAUCGAGAUCGACCAUAAUUUGGCGGGAACCUACAAUUUCACGCGAUGCGGCGAAGGGGCUUAUAAUUUCAGUACAUUGAAUACCUUCAAUUACAUAGACGAAUCCGGAGAGCUAAAGACUAUUGAGGCCUCGAUUAAAUCGCAUCAACUCAAGGUGGCGGGUAAACUCGCUACUACUAAUCGCUACACCGUAACUGCCUCUGUUACUAGGCGUGCACUCUCCUUCACCGGUUGCAGUGCCGACCAACAGUCCCAGAUCAAAGAGGCCGCGACUGCCUCGGAUGCUAUGGUUUCCAAUGCCAACUCUUACCUCUCAGGUCUCGCUUCAGGCAAACCACGCUAUACGACCUGGUUCGGGACAUUCGACAAAUCCCGUUAUAACUCUGUUGCAUCUCAUUUCAAAAAUAUUGGAACGGACGCUUCGUCGAUGAACUACGAUUGUAGCGACUGCUUGACUCACCCCAGCAUGGACUACCCAAACACCUAUGCGUAUGUUGACCCAAACGUACCUACCAAGAUAUAUCUCUGCGGAGCAUUCUGGCGGGCGCCCACUACUGGCACUGACUCCAAAGCCGGAACUAUUGUUCACGAAAAUUCACACUUUGUUGCCAAUGGGGCGGUCGAAGACCACGUUUACGGUCAGGGUGACGCGCAAGCUCUGGCAAAGUCCAAUCCUGCUCAGGCUAUUAUGAACGCUGACAGCCACGAGUACUUCGCGGAGAACACACCAACACUUUCUUAG